GCCCCGGGGGCGGGGCAGACGGCAAGAUCACACCCCCGCGCCGCCACCUGCCCAUUCUCGGCCAAGAUGGCGCUGGCGUCGGGAGUGCGCUUCCCCGCGCGCGCCCUGCUCCGUCCGUGGUCGCUGCUCCGAGACACGACCCUUGGGCGCUCGGAGCCGGCGGCCAGCGGCGGCGGCGGUGGCGGGGACGGCGCGCGGCUCUUCGGAAGCCAGAGAGUGCUGGUGGAGCCGGACGCGGCCUCAGGGGUAGCCGUGAUGAAGUUCAGGAAUCCCCCAGUAAACUCCCUCAGCCUGGAGCUGCUGACGGAGCUGGUCAUCAGCCUGGAGAAGCUGGAGAACGACAAGACCGUCCGCGGCGUCAUCCUAACUUCCGACUGCCCCAGGGUCUUCUCCGCCGGCCUGGACCUGACGGAGAUGUGCGGGAGGAACCCAGCUCACUACGCCGAGUACUGGAAGGCCGUGCAGGAGCUGUGGCUGCGGACGUACCUGUCCAGCCUGGUGCUGGUUGCUGCCAUCAACGGAGCCUGCCCCGCGGGGGGCUGUGUCAUCGCCCUCGCCUGUGACUGCCGGGUCCUGGCUGACAACCCCAAGUACCACAUAGGGUUGAACGAGACCCUGCUGGGCAUCACCGCCCCCUUCUGGCUCAAAGACACAUACGUGAACACCAUCGGGCACCGCGCCUCGGAGCAGGCCCUGCAGCUGGGGUCACUCUUCCCACCGUCAGAGGCCCUCCAGGUGGGCCUGGUGGACCAGGUGGUGCCGGAGGACCAAGUGCUGAGCACGGCACUCUCAGAGAUGGCCCGGUGGCUGGCCGUCCCAGAUCACGCACGCCAGCUGACCAAGAACAUGAUGCGAAAGGCCACCGCAGACCGCCUGCUGAGGCAGCGCGACGCCGACAUCCAGAACUUUGUCAGCUUCAUCUGCAGAGACUCCAUCCAGAAGUCGUUGCAGGUGUACUUUGAGAAGCUCCAACAGAGGAAAGGCUGAGGGCAGGGCUGCCUGCCGGGGUUUUGGCUGAACCCACCCUUCUGGGCACUGUGGCUCUAGAGGACUUAAGUCAGGUCUUUGCCCAUUUAAAAUUACUUCCAGCUCUUUGGCCCAUCUCCCUAGAAGGCCCUGAUCCUCACAGUCACAGUCCCAAGACCUGCUGCCACUCCCAGGUGCCCUUCGUGCCUGGCGGGUAGGCAGGGGUACAGCUGGCAAGCAGUGUCUUGACUGGGGAUAAUAAACUGGCAGGCGGGCCCCUCCUGGACCUUGGCGACGUCA
Budorcas taxicolor (takin) is the source of this 1266-nucleotide messenger RNA. It is a transcript of the gene ECI1, whose product is annotated as enoyl-CoA delta isomerase 1. Gene Ontology annotation, molecular function: enoyl-CoA hydratase activity. The coding region runs from base 67 to 987 and encodes 306 amino acids. The record is from RefSeq and is a predicted model, not a curated record. The transcript has 7 exons. NCBI's taxonomy places the organism in Eukaryota, Metazoa, Chordata, Mammalia, Artiodactyla, Bovidae. Gene Ontology annotation, cellular component: mitochondrion. Gene Ontology annotation, biological process: fatty acid beta-oxidation.